Molecule: messenger RNA, 249 nt
Organism: Symsagittifera roscoffensis
Lineage: Eukaryota; Metazoa; Xenacoelomorpha; Acoela; Convolutidae
Exons: 4
Coding region: 1-249 (82 amino acids)
Source: RefSeq, a predicted model, not a curated record
AUGUCGUUAACGACCAAAUCUAAUUCUUUUGCAUGUUUCCACAAAGAAAUUUGUGCUCGUUACUUACAAAAACACCCAAUUCGACUUGGCGGGCCGGGUAUUUUUGUCCAGAUCGACGAAAGUUGCUGCUCUGACAAGAAGGGAUAUACCCACAAGACCGCCAAUCAUUCGAUUAGUUUUGUGGAAAGAGAAACCGGUAUCCAUACUAAAAAUGUUGAAUCAAAUUUUCUUAAUCUGGGCUAUUUCUAA